Mobula hypostoma (lesser devil ray) is the source of this 12662-nucleotide messenger RNA. It is a transcript of the gene map1b, whose product is annotated as microtubule-associated protein 1B. Gene Ontology annotation, molecular function: actin binding; microtubule binding. The transcript has 7 exons. The record is from RefSeq and is a predicted model, not a curated record. NCBI's taxonomy places the organism in Eukaryota, Metazoa, Chordata, Chondrichthyes, Myliobatiformes, Myliobatidae. The coding region runs from base 23 to 6853 and encodes 2276 amino acids. Gene Ontology annotation, biological process: regulation of microtubule depolymerization; axonogenesis; microtubule cytoskeleton organization. Gene Ontology annotation, cellular component: cytosol; synapse; dendrite.
AGUGCGGACAGAGAGGCUGAGGAUGGCGACCUUAGACGUGGACCCAGAAGCUUCGUGUAGCAAAUUAAGCACAUCGCCAUCAAACACAAGCCUGACUCACCGAUUUCUCGACAAUAAGUUCUAUUUACUUGUGGUUAUUGGGGAAAUUGUUACAGAAGACCACCUGAGAUGUGCCAUUUCAGAUAUAGAGCGAGGUAUUCGUUCCUGGGACACAGACCUAAUAGCCUGCAAUCUAGACCAGGAGCUCAAGCUCUUUGUGUCACGCCACUCUGCAAGAUUUUCAGCAGAUGUUAGAGGUCAGAAAAUCCUUCACCACAGAAGUGAUGUUUUGGAAACCGUUGUCCUCAUCAAUCCUUCAGAUGAGGCAGUGAGCACAGAGGUACGCCUCAUGAUCACCGAUGCUGCCCGACACAAGCUGCUGGUGUUAACCGGACAGUGCUGUGAAAACACAGGGGAAUUGAUUCUACAGUCUGGUUCAUUCUCAUUUCAGAACUUCAUUGAAAGUUUUACAGACCAAGAGAUUGGAGAACUAUUAAGUACCACACACCCAGGCAACAAAGCCAGCCUCACAUUAUUCUGUCCCGAAGAAGGCGACUGGAAAAACACUAAUUUGGAGAAACACAAUCUGCAGGACUUUAUCAAUAUAAAACUGAACUCGGUCUCCAUUUUACCAGAAAUGGAAGGACUAUCAGAAUUCACAGAAUACCUGUCAGAGUCGGUCGAAGUCCCGUCAGCCUUUGAUGUAUUGGAGCCCCCUGCAUCUGGUGGCUUCCUGAAAUUGUCCAAGCCUUGUUGCUACAUUUUCCCAGGUGGAAGAGGGGACUCGGCUUUGUUUGCUGUGAAUGGGUUUAACAUGCUGAUAAACGGUGGAUCGGAUCGCAAGUCAUGCUUCUGGAAACUGGUGCGACACUUGGACAGAGUUGACUCAAUUCUGCUCACCCACAACGGAGCAGACAACCUCCCGGGUGUCAAUAGUCUGUUGCAACGUAAAAUAGCGGAGCUGGAAGAAGAACAGUCGCAAGGAUCCACCGCUAACAGUGACUGGAUGAAAAAUCUAAUCUCACCUGAGCUGGGGGUUGUCUUUCUUAAUGUCCCGGAAAAUGUGACAAACUUGCAGCCUAAUUUCAGGGUCAGGAGGAACACUGAAGAAACCUGCCUGACUCUCCAGUACUUAAACAAACUGUCUAUAAAGCCAGAACCCCUGUUUAGGACUGUGGGAAAUGCCAUUGAUCCAGUAAUACUGUUCCAGAAAAUGGGUGUGGGACGACUAGAAAUGUACAUUUUAAAUCCAGUGAAGGGAAGCAAGGAGCUACAAUAUUUCAUGCAACAUUGGUCCAGCAACAACAAAGCUAAAACUGGACUCGUAUUGCCAAAUGGCAAAGAUGCGGAAAUCUCAUUUCCAUACUUGACUUCAAUAUCCUCUCUGAUUGUGUGGCACCCAGCCAAUCCAUCUGAGAAAAUAGUCCGUGCCCUUUUCCCAGGGAAUGCUCCACAGUACAAUAUCCUGGAUGGAUUAGAAAAGCUCAAACACUUAGAUUUCUUGAAACACCCGGUCGUAACUCAAAAAGAACUCAUAGCAGGCCUGGCUGCCCCAACAGUUAAACAAACGAAGAUGAAGCAACGGAGUGACAGCAAGGAGAGUCUCAAAUCCAAUUCCCGGCCGUCUGUUGGAAAAGGAGUUAAAAAGGAUGUCAAGGAAGAAACACCUGAGAUAACGAAACCUACUGCAGUUAAUCACCAAGAGCCUCAGAAGGUAGAAAAGAAGGAAAAACCUGUAGUUAAGAAGGAAAAAGGCAGAACUGAAUUGCAGUCUAAGCCUGAGGAGAAAGAGGCAAAAGCUAAAGCAGAACCUGCUAAACAGGAACUUGUAGAAAGUACACAGAAAGACGAGAAAAUAAAGACUGAGAACAAAGCAAAACCUCUAAAAGAAAAGGUCAUGAAGAAGGAGGUUAAAGCAAAGAAACCAGAAGAGAAGAAAAAAGAGGAAAAGGAAGUGAAAAAAGAGAUUGCCAAGCCAGAGGCAAAAGAGGAAAAAACAGCCAUUAAGAAAGAAAAGGUGAAAAAAGAGGAGAAACCUAAAAAAGAAGAAAUAAGGAAGGAGGUAAAGAAGGAUAUUAAAAAAGAAGUGAAGAAGAAAGAAACACCAGUAAAAGAAGUGAAAAAAGAAGAAAAGAAAGACGUCAAAAAGAAUGACAAAGAUGUCAAGAAAGAUGUGAAAAAGCCCAUUAAGGAAGUCAAGAAACCUGUGCCAGCUACUGAGGCCAAAAAAUCACCACCGAAACCCAAAGUGGAGAAGAAACCUGAGACUGUAAAGAAGGAAGAUGCUAGCCCAAGCAAACUGAAAGGAAAGGCAAAACCAGGCAAGAAAGAAAGCAAGGUUGAAACCGUUGCUGCAGUUGGAGCAGCGGCAGCCACGGCGGCAGCGGUUACAGCCACGGUCACUGCUGCCGAACUCGAAGUUGAACGAUCACUCAUGUCCUCGCCAGAAGAUUUAACUAAGGACUUUGAAGAGCUUAACGAAGAAGAGAAGAGAGACACCCAGGCACCUCCUGUACCAGUAGAGGAUUCAGUACAGAAUGAAGUGCAAGUGGAAAAGAUGGGCCUUACGAUUCAUGGAGAUGCGCUAGAGAUAGAUGAAUCUCCCGAUGAAGGAAUAACAACCACUGAGGCAGAAGGUGAAUUUGAGCAGUCUCCUCAAGAGUAUAUUGAGACAGAAAAUAAGGAAACAUUAGAACGAUUUGAGGAUGAAGGUGCAGGUUUUGAAGAAUCCUCUGAACCUGGGGACUAUGAAGAGAAGGCAGAGACUGAGGAUGUUGAGGAGCUCGCAGGAACAGUGGAUAAGAUGGUUCCCACCAAAACUGAGCUGGAGCAUGUUGUUAUUGGGGAGAAAGCUGUGGCUGAGGACCUUGAAGCUGAGGAAUUAAUUGAAGCUGAAGAACCAGUUGAUGUUGAAGAGAUGGUAGAGAGAGAAGAGACUGAAGAAUCGGAAUUAGCAGAUGAUCACAGAGAACAAAAGGACAAGCUUCUUGCAAAAGCUGAGACUAAAGAAGAGGCAGAGGAUGAAGGCAGUAGAGUAGGUGACAACAAAGAUGCUGAAAUAUAUGAAGAGAAAGAGAAAUAUGAGAUUAAAAACAUUGAAGUGAAUAAAGUUCCAUCUCCUGGUGCAACUCUGGAUAAACUCUCCUCACUUCAUUCUUCCAUCAUUGAUCAAACAUUGUCUAUUCGUAAUGAGACAAUUCCUGCUGACUUUGAAAGUGAGGCAACAGCUUCUGAUGAAGAAACCCAUGAGGAGCCACCUGAAGAAUUUACAGCUACAUCUGGCUUUACUCAAUCUACUAUUGAAAUUUCUAGUGAGCCCACCCCAAUGGAUGGAAUGUCCACACCCAGAGACAUUAUGAGUGAUGAGACCAACAAUGAAGAAACAGAGUCACCAACUCAGGAGUUUGUUAGUGUAACAAAGUUGGAAACAACUGUUAUUUCUCAGAGUCGAGAGGGAGCCAAGCUCUCUCCUGUGCCUGACACUUACAAUGGGUUCUCCCUGGAAAUUUCAAAAACCGAUGUGACACAAGGUGAUGAUUACCCAGCUUCUGCCUCAACAAUAUCUCCUUCAUCUUCCCUGGAAGAGGACAAGUACUUCAAACAUCCACCUGCUGACAUCAGCAUUCCUAAACAUGAUGAAUAUGAAAAGCAGGAGGACUUCGAUGUUGGAAAGCAAGAGAGAGAAAUAAAAGACUUUGAAACCAAAUUAAGCCCAGCAAGGAGUCCAGCUGAAUCCUCACCACAAUCUAGGACACCAUUAAGCGAUCGCAACGUCAACUUUGAUUUGACUCCAUCAGAAAUCAAGGCAUCCACUGAUCUGACAGCUUUGGAACAGGAAGCUCCAGCUGAUCAGUGUGCAAGUCCUGAAGAAAAAACCCUGGAAAUGGCCUCACCCGCACAGUCCGGAACUCCUAGUGCUGGCCAUACUCCAUUUUAUCAGUCUCCGAUCGAUGAGAAAGACAGUAAAGUACCAGCUGACAUGUCAGGAAAGCUCCCAACGCCUAUUAUUAUUGAGACUGACGAUGUGAAAGCUGAUGAGACCAGUCCAAGGUAUAGUCCCAUGGAUGAGCCUGUACCUGAUUCAGAAUCACCCGUUGAGAAAGUUUUGUCUCCACUGCGUAGCCCGCCAAUGUUGGGUUCCAGCUCCCCUGUUGAUAGCUCUCCAAAUGAUGCAGAGGAAUUCCCAGUACAGUAUCUGGAAGGUGCAAUGGAACUCACGGGUGACAAACUUAAACUUCUCUCUUCAUCCCGACUUUAUCCAUUUAAUGAUUUCUCAUCCGGUCCUCCUGCUCCUGAAAAAGACCAGGCAGCUGAGUUCGAAUUGUUGACUCCCAAAGAUAGUUUUAGCCAGGAACCAAAAGUAGAAGGGAGCACUGUUGGUAGUUUUGCAUCACUUGGGCCCUUUGAAUCACAUAAAGUAGGAGGGGAGCUUUCCCCAACAUUGGUGGAUCUCAGCCAGAUUGGUUCUGCCAAGGAAGACAGCAAAAUGUCAAUCUCUGAAGGAACCACGUCAGACAAAUCAGCCACACCUGUCGAUGAGGUGGUGGCAGAAGACACCUAUUCCCACAUUGAAGGGGCUGCAUCAGCUUCAACAGCAUCCCUGGCCACCAGUUCUUUUCCAGAACCCACAGCAGAUGACGUUUCCCCCUCACUGCAUGCAGAAGUUGGGUCUCCUCAUUCAACUGAAGUGGAUGAAUCCCUGUCUGUAUCAGUUGUGCAAACGCCUACAGCCUUCCAAGAAGCAGAGGUUUCACCUUCCAAAGAGGAUUGCCCAAGGCCCAUGUCAAUUUCUCCUCCAGAAGUCUCUCCAAAAACUGCAAAAUCCAGAACACCAGUGCAAGAGGCCAGGUCACCCGAACACUCUACAAUGUCUGUGGAAUUCAGUCAGGAAUCUCCUGAACAGUCUUUAGCCUUAGACUUCAGCAAGCAGUCUCCUGAGCAACCUUCAUUUAACGCCAGCUACCAGCACAUUUCUGAGAAUGGGCCGACUGAGGUAGAUUAUAGUCCAACUGAUAUGCACGAGACUCAAUUUAUGCAGCACUCUUUGCCUGCACUUGACAAACCAUUCUAUAGUCAAGAUAAAGAUCACUUACAGUUUGGUUCAACCCCACCAACAGAAGCUUCUCCAACAACUUCAUCAGCUCGGACUCCACAAACAAGUUCUCCACUCCAGGAAGAAUAUGGUGUUUGUACUUCUGUCUCAUCUGCCAUCCCCUCUGAAAAAACAAUUAUUGCUGGAGAAGCUUUCCUCCCAGAGAGGCUCCCAGCUACCCGUUCGCCACAAACAACUUCUCCACUGCAAGAGAAGGAAGACUUACAGAUGUUUGAUGUUUCACAGCCUAUUUCAUUUGCAAAUAACAUUUCUCCUUUUCAUGGUUCUGAUUCACCAGGUUCCGGUCUACUGCAGGAGAAGUCUCCAACAGGAUCAUCAAUAUUUUCUUCUUCAGAGCAAGUAUCUGCUGUAUUUGCAACACAUUCAUACCAAGAGCCUUCCCUCUCACCGAGCAAAAUUCCAGUAGUGCAGACAGACAUUGAAGAAAUGGAGGCAUUCAGUAGCAAACAAGAUAAAGUCAAAGACACUUUUGAGGUUGAUGGUGGACCUUUUGCAUCCAGAACAGAGGCUCAAUAUCAUGCAGACAAAUGUUAUAAAACUCCUUCUUCAUUCAAGCUCAACAUGGCUGAUCUUUCCCCUUCUUUCAUCAACCCUAGCCCCUUGGAAUUUUUUGAACAAGAAGAUGCUCUUGAAGAUCUCGAAAGGCCAUUGACCCAAGGUGGAGGAGCUCAGCCUCCUUCUGGUGGAAAGCACCAGGCACGUCAGUGCGAUGACACUCCAGGCACAUCAAUCAGUGAGUCAGCUCCAUCACAGACUGAUUCCGACUUCCCCCCUGGAACAGAAGAAUGCCCAUCCAUCACUGCAGAUGCUGCCUUAGACUCUGAAGAUGAGUCUGAAACCCUUCCUACAGACAGAACACUUGUACAUAGACAGAUGGAUCCCCCGCCUGUCCCCUUAAAGGACCCCAGUCCUCCUCCUCCACACCCAGAUGUUUGCAUGGUAGAUCCUGAGGCAUUGCCUACUGAACAGAACUUAGCAAAGGCAGAUAAAUCUUUGAAGAAGGAUGUUAAAGAAAGAACAAAAACCAAAAAGCAGGCCACAAAGACAAAGUCUUCCUCUCCUUCUAGAAAAUCUGACAACAAACCAAAGCACCCCAGUGCUCCUUCCAGAACAACUGCACUUGCGUCAGCCAAGGAAUCAUCUGAUAAAACUGCAAAAACAGCUUCGCCUAAAAAGGAUUCAGCGGACAAGGGGCCCAAAGCUAGCACCAAUCCAGAAGUGAAAGUUGCUCGAGGUGACGACAAAGAAGCAAAGAAUGCUACAAACACCACAAACUCAAAAUCUGCACACACCACUAAAAAUCCAGGUUCCAGCAGCAAUAAGGCAGCGGGCAUGCCAUCAGUGCCUCCUGGCCCCCCUGUUUACCUUGACCUGGUGUACAUUCCAAAUCACUGCAGUGCCAAGACGGUGGAUGCUGAGUUUUUCAAACGAGUGAGAUCUUCCUACUACGUAGUGAGUGGAAAUGACCAGGCAGCUGAUGAACCAAGCAGGGCUGUACUGGACGCUCUUCUGGAGGGCAAAUCUCAGUGGGGCAGUAACAUGCAGGUUACCCUGAUUCCAACCCAUGACUCGGAAGUCAUGCGGGAAUGGUACCAGCAGACUCAUGAGAAGCAACAGGACCUCAACAUCAUGGUCUUGGCAAGCAGCAGCACUGUGGUCAUGCAAGAUGAAUCGUUCCCUGCAUGCAAGAUUGAACUGUAACUGGGAGUUCCACAGAACCAGAACAUUCAGCCAGUUGUUUAAGGGGAAGCACUCAAAUGGAAAUUUCAAACAAAAGAGGAAAGCAGAUGUAACUCAAUGUCUGCUGAAUACUGUACGAUAGAUUUGUUAUACAGGUCACUAGGGUGUAACACUUUCCAGACUAUUUAGUUCCUAUGCUGAGGCAAAAUUUUCUUAUUCUUACAAAAAAAAUGCAGGGUUUAAAAUACUUGGAUCUGUCACACUCUGAAUCCAUUGCAAUUGUGGUGUGGUUGAUAUUGGUUGAGUUUUUUUUGUUCAGAAAAGAAAUUGAAAGUGGGUGAACUUUUCCAUGGCAAAAAUGAAUCACCAUCUCUAACAGCAGUCAUUUUAAAGUGUGAAAUUUAGCUUUUUUGAUGACCAUAAUGCCGAGGCCAGGCAGUAUAAUACUACGAACUCCACAUGAAAACACUCUUUCACAUAUACUGGAAUCACAAGUAUUUGAACCCUUUUCACGUAAACAGCCGACCCCCUCCCAUAAAAAUGCAGAACUAUUUAACUAAGGCAUGUUCCCUCUGUACCAGCUUCUUGAUAAAUUUAAUUCUGCAUAUGAACGUGGCAUAUUGCCAUUAAGCCUUGAUAAAACUGCAUGCUUUAAAACAAUAAUAUAUCUAAGCAGAGACCAAAGGAGUUGGGAGUACACAUACUAGUCAUUUUGCCUUAGACAGUGACUUGAAUGUAAUGUGAUCUAGGUUGCACUUUUUUAAAAUGGGAAGUGUAUGAGGCAGACAUCAGACAGUGAAGACCAGCGUAGGACGGUAGUUUGAGAAGUGCUGUGAUUUGUGUGUAUGUGUGAAUGUGUCCGUACUUGUAAGCGACAACAUGGAUUUCCUUGAGACCAGUCAUAGAAGAUGUUCCAAUGUGAUGUAGACUUUUUUGAUUUCAAAGGUUGUUGUUUAUAACAAGCACAGGAAGAGGUGGAAUUGGAUAUGAAGAAAAAAAAAAUCACUACAAGUGUGCGGAAAGUUUUAUUUGUUUUGGUUAUGUGGUAUAUCAUUAAUAAAUAGAUUCCAUUCUGUUUAGUUUCUACUUUUCAUCCAAAAAUGGCCAAGUAAAGGUUCACUGGUUGGGUGCAUUAUGUUGACUCAGAAAGGGUGUUUUUUUAUAACUCUCUGAACUAUUGAUCUUUUAUAGUUCUGAACAUUAUCUUUCUAGAGCCUUAUUCAUCACCUGUAUAGCAUUCCUUUAACCGUAAUACAUCUAAGUUUGUAUAGGUCUGGUAUUGUGCAGUCACUGGUGUAAUUCUGUUAAUAAUGUACAGCUCAAAUUUGAAUUAAUUCAGUUUUAAUUCACAUUUGAUAGAGAUCUAACAGUGGAAAUACAAUUUAUGUAUCUUUUGUGAUACGUUGUACUUCGAAGCAUUUAUAAAUUAUAAAACUUUAGUUCUUUUAUUUUGAAACCCUUAUCCAUUACAUAAGUUCUAUCUACUGGUAUAAGUACAGCUGACCUAUGGUGAACAGAAUUGGAAUAUUUGGGUUGAGGAUAUAGAUGUUGGAAAUGUUGGAAGAGCUGUUGCUUUAAUAUAAAUUGAAAUGUGUUUGUGUGUGUUUGUGUUAUUUUAAUUAUAAUGAUUGAUUAGCUAAAGACUAAGCUAGUACUAGACAAAUGACUGCAGCUUUAAAGCAAUUUCAAAUGUUAUUUAGUAGUUAAUCAGUAAGUUUUCACUUGUAUGAUUGGAGUCCACAUAAGCCAUUUAGGGAACCAAGAUGAAUGCAGAUAUCUUUUCUGCAAAGUCAAUAAUUUAAUUUCUUCUCAUGAACUUUUCAUAGACAACCCAGCAAGUGACCUCCUGUAUAUUUUUGAAUGCUAUAUUUUUGUUUUAAGAAUGUAUGUGUUGUAUAUUUUAGGAAAUAUAUUUUGUUUAUUGAAUUUUCGGAAAUUAAUUUUAUGAAACACGUAAGUCAAUAAGUAACUAGCAUUCAAGUGAAAUACACUAAUUCCAUUUUAAUUUGAUAUGUGGUAGUGCAGUGUAACGGUCCAAGUUACAAAUUGUAAAUGUGUAGCAUUAAUGAUAAUCUGAAACCCAUUAUUUUCUGAUCAUCUUAAUUGAUUUCUGUAUACUUACAUUUUCAAGGUUUGCAGUUUUACAGUUAAAACUCCUGUUAACUGGGAGAAUACCAUGUAAAUCUUGCUGAGGAGAAUGUAUUUUUCUUUGAUACCAAAUAUGAUGGUAGCUUCUAUGCUGUAAAAAUGCAUAGUUCUACUUCCAGCUGGACCUGCAGAAUCAGAAAUUGCAUUGAAUUGAAACCGGUAUCAUGCAUCUUUACUAUUUAUUGAUGCUUUGUUGAAAUUUUGUUGGGAUUCAAAUAUUAUUGCCUUCGUCCAUGGUAGAGGGCAUUCACACUAUGGCACAGUGCACCAACAUGCAGAAUUCCUUUGAGCUUGGAUCCUUAUUCUUUUAGCAUAAUGGGAUUAUUGCCAUGACACAUAACAAUUUAAUCAAUCUGUGAGGUUAGUGAAAGUCAUUGACUUUUGGAUGAUUCAAAUAUAUCUGAUUUAUCUUUGUUCUCUUUUGUGGUUGAGAAAAUAUCCACUGUUGGAUCUAAUUAACGAGCCUUAGACGUGAAUUAGAUGCCAUUUGACCCCACUGAUUGUAACUUUGCCAGAUAUACAACUUAACCAGCUGCUUUCCCACGGAUAUGACCUCAUUUUUGUAUAGUAUGUUUUUUUUUAAAGAAAGCUGAUUAUUUUAUUUUUUAAAUACUUUGUGAACAAAAGUGUGAAGCAAAUUAGUUUUAACAGAAAAUGAAAGCAUGUUAUGUUUGCACUGUUUUUGUACACGGCUUUCCUAACGUGGACAGGCUUCAUUAGAAUCAAAUCUCAUUGUGUUGCUUCAGACAGCAGAACUUUUGCAAUAUUUUGUAUGUAUUAUAAUGUUUAGUAGUUGUAGAAUUUUAUUUGCAGAUAUUGCUCCAGAUAGGUUUGAGAAGCAUUACUGAACACAUGGUUUUAAAUUAUUUGUUUUUGCUAUUUAAGCAAACACCCUUUUUCAUUUUAGCAUACAAUUAAUGCCAACAGUAAUUUUAGGUAAAUUUUAAUGACAUCUUCUAUUGUAACUAUAUAGUUUAACGAUAACAACAUUCAAAACUGUGCUUUUAAAGGAUAGCCGCUCCCUAAUUCUAGAAUAAAUUUAAAAUGUCAGUAACCAUGUAAUUUAUAAUUGGCUUGUUUGCACUGCUUAAAGCUGCUGGUGCUAGAAACUGAGUGAUGUUGCUACGUUUUGUUCCUCUAGUACGCUGCACUACAGGAUUUAGCUUCUACGCAAACAUGCAGUCAGAACAAGAAAAAAACAGAGAAGCCAUUGCUGAUCAAGAUUUUUAAAAAAUCAGCGAAUGAUAUAUCAGGCCACUCUUGCACAUCUCCGAUCAGCUCAUUGAAUAUAGAUUAGGCAAACGUGGAGAGGCAGAAGGACUGAAGAGCAGUUGUGGCCAGAAUGGUGAGAUAGCAUGGAAGGAAUGUUCAGUCAUCUUAUAAAGAUCUAAAAGCCCCUUUCAUCUGCUUUCUUUCCUUGUGCUCAGUAUACCACACAGUAAAAAUUAUUUGUGUAUUUGAAAAUAACAGCUAAAUUCUAAAGCUUCAAAAUGGUUGUUAGCAUGGGAGAACAUCCUUCACACCACUGUGAGGGCAGACUCAAGUCAAACUGUUUUGAAUCCUCUGGUUUCUUGUCGCUAGUAACUUAGUAGUGUUUAAAUAAGAUGGAACAAGAAUAUUUUUCAAGAUUUAAUUCCAUUAUAACCUGUAGCUUUCUGACUACAAAAUUACUAAUUGUAACAUCAUAAAAGCAAUUUAUUUUUUUAAGCUCCUUUUCUAAAAGAAUAGUUUUUUUCAAAGCUGCACAGACAAGAUAGGUUGACUGGCUUAAAGUGCAGUCUGAUCCUAGUCCAAAAUCAACAGUUGCAAUUAAAGAAACUGUUCUCAUUUACUUUUCUGUGAAAGAAUUUGUUAUGACUGUUUCAGAUAAAUUGCCUUUCCCUAUACUUCUAUGAAUCCAUAAUUAAACCGUGAGCAGUUAGUUGUGCUAUCAUAGGGUGCGUACUGUGAGAAUGUGCAUGUGGCAUGCUGUUUUAUUGGUGUCCCUGUAGAAAAUGUUUGUGGAGACCUGUUUCAAGUUCCUUUAAAUAGUACUGGUUGAAGAGGCAUGUUAUUUGCCCAGAUCCAGUUGCAUAUUCUGCACAAGCUGAUGUGCAGUUUAUCCUAAUGGUACCCGUUUUCUGGCGAGCAGUGCAGUUCUACAAAUGCAUUGUUGUCCCUUUCCCCAGAUCUCACUCCUGCUCCUCUUGUUUUCUCAUUUAUUUUCACCUGAUAUAAUGUGAUAUGUUUUUUCAGGACCAUUUAAAAUAAAAUAUCAGAACCUGUUUUUGGUAGAAUUGCUGUAAUUAGAAUGGUAAAGUCUAAAUGGUCAAAAGAUGUUUUUUAUAGAAAAAAAUACUGCAUUUGAUGACUGCAUCCCUGUUAGUUUCCGGUUUCAUGUUUACAUUUCCUGAAGACUUAAAAAAAAGUUCAUUUUACUGAGUGGGAAAAUCAAUUGUGUAAUUGUGAGAUUGCAUUUAGUAAUAGUAAGUAUCAACAGUGAAGGAAUUUGAUGAGAAGUAAUUCUGUGCCGUGGAAAGCGCUGAAUCUCCAUGGUAGAUUUUAUGGAACAUGUUAAGCCAAAUCUGAUUUUGGCAAUGUAAUGUACAUUUUCUUUUUCUUUGUGCUAUUUUUAAAAGCAUCCAAACUCACAAUAUCAGUAAGGUGAAAAUGAUUGCUUAAUUCUAGUGGGUUUCAGGAUCCUUGAGGUUCAUAGAACAAGGCACUUGAAUUGCAAUUACUAAGUGGGUUUGAACAUGUUACAUUCCAACAACCAACCUUUUUUUGAAAUAGACAAUCCACUGAUAUCUUGCUAUGGUUAAUUUUCUUCCAGAUUUAUAUACUGUACGCUAAACUAAUGUACUGGAUUCUGGAUUGUUCAUAAUCCACUUGCUGAUAGAAAGAUUGCAAUGCAAUUCAUUCCCACCUUACCACAUAUACAGUAUACCCAUUAUGAUAUUCUGUGGAUGAAAAGGGUAUGUGUUGUGAAGUUCAUUUUAAUAAAAAGAAAAAUAUGAGUGCAUUAAUAAAAUUGGCAUAGCAUCUGUGGUGAGGGAAUUUGCUCACUUUUAGAUUUUAGGGUGAAUGGGUGUUUGGGAUGUUGAGUGUUUUUUUUAAAACAAAACUCAUUGUAAAUGUUUGACACAUUAAAUUAUAUGUGUGAUGACACGCUGCAUAGCUGUGACCUGAUGAUACUUCAGCUGAUUUACAAAGUGAUGCUGUUAAUGGGAUGUUUGUGACAUUACAAAGUAAUAGUGACCAAAAACUGUUAAUGCCUAAUGCCUGGGUAUAUGACUGCAACCAACAUUGUGGCUGUCCAAAGUUACUCUCAUCCUUGAUUCACAACAAUCCUUCUGAUGACUAAAAAAAAAAAUGGACUGUAAACAUGAAAAAUCUGCUUAAACACUUGCAUGCAGUUUUAUCUUCCAGAAAUGGAAAGCACCAGUCUUACAGUUGACUGAGCAGCAACUGAAUCCUCCCAUUAUCUGAAUAAUGUUUUAUGUGUCAAACUGCAGCUGUGUAUGGUAUUUAUGUCUUAUAAUCCUGCAAAACUCUAUCCAGUCAUAUCUAAUGUAGAACUUAGUUUUCAGUGAAAGUAUUAUGUAGUGCUUUUCAGAUAUUGUGUGCAAUAUCCCCUGCCACUGGAGUAUUUGAUGUAAAGGGAACAAUUAAAUUAAAAUCCACAAUAAAAUGAAAUAUGAUA